Orycteropus afer afer is the source of this 3882-nucleotide messenger RNA. RefSeq names its product photoreceptor cilium actin regulator (gene PCARE). NCBI's taxonomy places the organism in Eukaryota, Metazoa, Chordata, Mammalia, Tubulidentata, Orycteropodidae. The record is from RefSeq and is a predicted model, not a curated record. The transcript is spliced from 2 exons. Gene Ontology annotation, cellular component: photoreceptor outer segment; photoreceptor inner segment. The coding region runs from base 1 to 3882 and encodes 1293 amino acids. Gene Ontology annotation, biological process: protein localization to photoreceptor outer segment; photoreceptor cell outer segment organization.
AUGGGGUGCACACCUUCCCACAGUGACAUUGUGAACAGUGUUGCUAAGAGUGGCAUUCAGUUUUUGAAAAGGCCCAAGGUGAUUCUGCCAGGGCGUCAGGUGGGCAAUGAAAGAUGUUCUAUCCCCUUGCUGCUUAGAAGCUCUACCUGCUAUGACUCUGGUGGUGAACAGCCUCAGGAACAGAGGCCAGCCGAAGAGCAGCCAAAUUCUAGGUGGAACCAAACCACAGCUGGUUUUUGUCAUGUCACGGGAGAUCCUGCUUCUGGCAAAAGAAAAGAUAUGGAAGGACUGAUCUUAGAAGCCAAAACCUCCUCAUCACAGAGCCACAUGGCUAAGAACAGUAGGUUUAAGACACAGAGCACCCAUGGGUCAGAAGGGGCAACUUUUUCUAAGGAAGAGAAUAAGGAAAAUAAUGCCCAAGAGACCUCCACAUGGGAAAAGAAGCCAAAAUGCCACAGGCUGUGCAAACAGGGCCAUUGCUGCCAAACUGUCCUUCCUCCUCAUGGGUCUGCAGGCAAAGUGGACUUUCCCGAGCUGCUGGUAAAGGCCCACCAUCAUGCUUACACCUACCUGCACUCCAGCCUCUCUAAAUAUGAAGCAAUGCUGUGCAUCAUUCAUCAGGCCACCCAGACCCAGGAGCUACUGCAGCCCAUGGUUAGCUUCCUGUUGCUGUGUUUUGGUGAGGUCAACCAGAUCUUGGGGGAGAUCUCCAAGGAUGGAGAAACACUCCUCCAGGAAGUUACGGCUGAUCUAGCUUGGCCAUUGAGGGAAGGAGAGCCCCAAGAGCAGCCAGAUCUCCUGCAGCAGCUCCUGCAGUACACAGUCAGCAAGCUGCAGGCACUCAGUGGCAUGGUGGCCUCACUCACCUGCAGCCUCCUGGAGAGCUCCAGCAGCUACUUCCACUCCACUGCAAGCCACUUGGAAAAGAAGUUGAGCAUAAAGAGGGGCAUGGAUGAGCAUCUCUCAAGGGUUUUGGGGCAACUAGAGAGCUUGGCAAGUGGCCACAGGGAUCUCAUGGUGCAGGGUCUCCCCUUGUGUUCUGAGGACAGUGGCAUUGGUGCUGACAAUGAAUCUGUGAAGUCCUUGGACAAACUGAGCAAGCAACCCAGCUGGGACUUUGUGCUGGAGCCCAUAGAACAGGAGCCAGUCGUUUCACCUCAUGUGGAAGCCAGGCCAUCAGGACAUGACUGGCAGCCAAGUCCCUUCUGGAUGGGUUCAGACAGACCUCAAGACUGUCCACUCUCAAGGUUUCCUAUAGCAAAGGUUCAGCCAGAAGCACAGAGUGAAGCAAGAAGCCAAUGUCCUUCCAACACAGGCCCAGAAUGUAUUCCUUCUGGGCCUUUGGGGCCAGGCAAAAGCACUCCAUAUGGGUCCCUUGGAAUUGGGGUCCCUGUGGAAGCACACCUAUCUAAAGGUUCUAGAUUGAUGGACACUCCAUCACUCAGUGAAGAUGAGGACAGCAUCCCAGAGGAGGAGGAGGAAGACGAAGUUAACAGCAUAUGUUGGGAUGCAUGGCAGGACACAGCUCUACUUCCAAGGCCACAGUCUUCACCUGCUGCCCGAGAAAGCACAUUUCAGCUUCAUUCCAGGAGGCUUAGGAACCCCCAGACCCAGGAAAUUAUUCUGAAGAUGAAGGAAGCAAUCAGUGAAAGGAUAAAAUUUGUUCCCGUGCCCUCUGGGCCCCAGGACUGGGCUGAAGAGGAAGACAGGAGGAUGGUAGUCCCACCAAGACCCAGCACAGUCAGUGGCAGCAGGAGGGCUCUCGUAAGGCAGAGGAGGUCCCAGUCAGAGGCGAGUCUUAAGAGCCACAUGGAGGAACCCACCCUUCAGGAGCUGCAGAGAGUCCAGAGAGACCUCAGCCAGAGGCUGGAGGCAUUCUACACACAGCGUCAGUGGCACAGCAAGGAGCAGAUUCUAAAACCCAGACGGGCUGCUUUGUGGCCAGAUAACAACUGCCGGGUGACCCCGACCAACACCAUCCGCAAGCUGAAGGCAUCCCUUACCAAGAACUUUAGCAUUUUGCCUAGUCAGGACAAGAGCAUUUUGCAGAAAUGCAGUUCCCACUCUACAGGUGAGCAGCCCUGGCAGGGGACAGCUGAGCAGCAUCCCAAUACCACCCUGUCAGGUGAGAAGGGAAGCCAGGCUCCUGAGGCCAAGGACUGCAACACCAGAGGCCAUCCCACCAGGACAUCAGUCAAGAAACUGAUUGAAACUUUCAGUCCUACUGAUAGUCUGAGAACACUGGGGGGUUCCAAGGACUCCGAGCCAAGCCUCUGCCUCCGGAAGUGGGGGGUUCCCAUCAUGCCUCCCAGAUUUCCCAUUUACCGGGGGCUUGCCCCUUUGUAUCCUAAGCCUCGCAUUUCUCCAGCAGCAGGCAGAGAUACACUCAAUGUGGGUACAGGCUGGAGGCCCUUCGCACCUAUCUUUCCCCCUCUGCUUACAGCAGAAGCCUCCAAGAGUGAGGACAUCAAUGGUGAGUCAGAGGAGGACCCAGAGCAUCUCCCUCCACCACCUCCAGAAAUCCUGAUGGACAAAUCAUUCACUUCUCUGGAGCCCCCAGAAAGCAAUGAGCCAGCAAGGAGCUCCCCUGAAGGGACCAGCAUGCCAGAGCUGGAAGAGGUUAGCCCUGGCAGGAGAACUUGGGCUUCCCCAAAGCUGAGAGCCUCCAUGAGCCCCAUUGACUUGCUGCCGAGCAAGGGCACCGCCAGCCCCACCAGACCCUGCAGCACAGGGCCAGGGAGCAGCAAGAGCAGCUGCAAUCCCAGAAAGCUUACCUUGAACUUGAACCACCCACAAGACACCAGCCAAGACCCAGAGGUGGAGGGUGGGACUCAGAGUCAGGCACAAGCAGAGAAGGUUACAAGUCUCUGCAAGCCUCCCCAGACGGCAUUACCUUGGCAAAACUCCAGCCACACAUCUGGGCAAAAACAGGACCUCAGAACCCAGCCUAGCCAGGCCUCAAGGCAAAUCCAAGACAGAAGCCCUAUGGUGGUCAGGAAGGCCUCUCCCACAAGGGCACCCCAUGCUGAGAAGAGACACCCGAGCCUGCCCUCCUUCCACAAGCCUGCCCAACCAAGUCUCCCCGUUGUGCAUAAGUCUCCCAGUCCACCACUUAGCACUGGAACUAUGAGCACCCCAGUUAGUCCCAGGGUGCUAAGCCCACCAACUGUGAAGAAACGAAUGUCCCCACCACCCCAGCACAAGCUGUCCAGCCCUCCCCCAGUGAGCCCACCUGUUCAGCACAAGGUCUCCAGCCCUCCUACCCAGAGCAGAGAAGCAAGUUCCCCUUCCUCUGGUCAGUCUCCUUCCCCACCAGUGUCUCCCUCUCAAGGGCGCAAAGAACCAGGAGAUUCUGAAGACAGUCCAGCAGCCAUGGCUAAAGUAUCUGGGAAUACAUGUUCCAUAUUCUGUCCAGCUACCUCCUCUCUGUUUGAAGCUAAGUUGCCACUCUCAAGAGCCCACCCACUGACCCCACCAUCUCUACCAUCAGAGGCUGGGGGCCCUCUCUGGACACCAACAGGGUGCUGGAGAAGCAGGUACAGGCCACGACUGAGGAUGGAGUCACAGAGGAGGGUGGCUCUGUGUGCCCUCAAUCCUCAGCCGUUCAUCAGAAGGACAGCUUCAGACCGCCAGCCGGGCAUCCGGCUGCGGCUGCCUGUCUCUGGCUACAGCAGUGCAGCUACUGAAGCCCAGCUCAGCCAAUGCAGCAGCAGUGAGAGCCCCAGGAAGGGUGCUGAGCCUUGGAGCAGCCCCUGUGGCCCAGAACUGAAGCAAAGACAUGCUUCUCCCCCAGAGCUCUAUGUGCUGGGCCAUGGGCUGCAGCCGGAGGACAAGCACCAACAUCAGCCAGAAGCACAGGCCCAGCGGGAAGAGGCAGCCUGA